Sphenostylis stenocarpa is the source of this 2430-nucleotide messenger RNA. NCBI's taxonomy places the organism in Eukaryota, Viridiplantae, Streptophyta, Magnoliopsida, Fabales, Fabaceae. The record is from the annotation of a GenBank genome assembly.
AUGGCCGAGCCCCACCGUGCCCGCCGCCAGCCCAGCCGCCUGCAGACCCGUGCUCCGUCGUCGCUCCAGAUUAACCGCACCGUCCAGUGGAACGUGGCGAUCCCGCUUCUCUCCCCGCUGGCCUCGUCCCCGCCGCCGCCCCCUCCUCCGGCGCAGAAGGAGGAGCCGCCGCAGCAGCGACCGGCAGAGAAAAUAGUCUUCAAAAAGUGGCAGCAUCCGGCGGCUCCGUUCUGCUACGAACCACCGUCGGUGGUUGCACCCUUCGUUAACGUUACAGUGUUGAUGUGGGAGUGUGCGUUAUUAUUCAAAGUAAAAGGCGUAAGUGAGUGCGUGUGCACGUGUGGUGGAACAACUGACUUCAAACCCAGGAACAUCGCAUAUGAUAUGAUAAAUCAACAACCUCGUGGCUUAGCUCCAAGCCAGUCAAAGGGUUAUGCUCGUGAGCUACAAGUUAGAAAUUGUCUGAGCUUGAGCUUGAGCUUUCAGUUUUCACUGUUCUAUGUUCCCAAAGGUGUAGACUUUUGGGGGUAUCGAAAUGGGAGUGUGAGAGUGGUUUUUGGUGUUGGCACACCCCAUUUUGAAGAAACUCUGUGUGUGCCUGCAGCUAUGGUUGCAGAAGCUUGGAUUGUAAAGAUGGGUAACCAGGUAAGUUCCAAUCUCAAGCAUGCCCUUCUUCUUGAAACUUUGACAAAGAGGAAACAGACCCACAAGAGGUCAGAGACCAAAGAGACCAUAGGUAUUCUUUCUUUUGAGGUAGCAAAUGUGAUGUCCAAAACUGUGCACCUCCAUAGGUCACUGUCGGAGUCUGAGAUCUCAAAGCUGAGGAAUGAGAUCUUGGGCUCAGAGGGUGUUAGGAAUUUGGUGUCCUCUGACGAGGGUUAUCUCCUCGAGCUGGCUCUGGCAGAGAAGCUUGAGGAGCUGAAUAGGGUUGCUAGUGUGGUCUCUAGGCUGGGGAAGAAGUGCUCUGAGCCUGCCCUGCAAGGGUUUGAGCAUGUGUAUGGGGACAUUGUUGGUGGUGUUAUAGAUGUGAAGGAACUGGGGUUCUUGGUUAAGCACAUGGAGGGAAUGGUGAGGAAAAUGGAUAGGUAUGUUACUGUGACUCGGAAUUUGUACAGUGAGAUGGAGGUUUUGAAUGAGUUAGAGCAAGCAGUGAAGAAGUUUCAGCAUAACCAGCAUGAGGAGAGUAGGAGGGCUUUUGAGCAGAAGCUCAUGUGGCACAAGCAAGAUGUGAGGCAUCUUAAGGAUGUUUCCCUUUGGAAUCAGAACUUUGAUAAGGUUGUUGAGUUGUUGGCUAGGACAGUUUGUACAAUUUAUGCUAGGAUUUCUGUGAUCUUUGGAGAAUCCGCUUUGAGGAAGAAUACCCUUGGCCUUGGCCUUGGCCUUGGGGGAGGCUCGCCGGCUUCACAAAAUGAAUCGGUGUUUGUGUCUGGAAAUAUUGAUGUUCUGACAAGUUCAGAAAGGUUGAAGCGCAACCAGAGCAGGAGAAAUCGAUCUCAUUCUGGUUCGGUUGGGAGAACGGCUGCAGCAGAUAGAAGGGGAACUGCUAAUAGGCCUCAAAUUGAUUUGAGGAGAGGUGAUUUAGCUCCUCUUCGACCUGAAGAUUUUGGUUUUCCAUGUGGAACAAGUCCAGGGAGACUUUUCAUGGAAUGCCUAAGUUUGAGUAGCUCAGUUUCAAAAUUUGAUGAAGCUGAUGAUGGUUAUGUUGUCAACCGGGAGGACCAACAUAGUAGCUGUAGGAGUGUUGGGAUAGGGAAUCAUAGCAUGAAGAGGGAGCAUGUGUGCUAUUCUGGUAUUCUAAAUCACGCUCAAAGUGGUGUUCCUUUCACUGGGGAUCUUAGGCAAGCCAAAUCUGGUGUACAAAGUUGUUCUACAUUAGGUCCCAAAAGUAGGUUAGUUGUUUAUGCACCUCCUUCCACACUUGGAGGCUGUGCUCUAGCAUUGCACUAUGCUAAUGUCAUAAUUGUCAUUGAGAAGCUGCUUCGCUACCCACAUUUAGUUGGUGAGGAAGCGAGGGAUGAUCUAUAUCAGAUGCUACCUACAAGCUUAAGGCUAUCCCUUAAGGCCAAACUGAAGUCAUAUGUCAAGAAUUUGGCCAUAUAUGAUGCCCCUCUUGCCCAUGACUGGAAGGAGAAUCUUGAUGGGAUACUCAAGUGGCUUGCCCCGCUUGCUCAUAACAUGAUCAGAUGGCAGAGUGAGCGUAAUUUUGAGCAGCACCAAAUUGUUAGCCGGACCAAUGUUCUGCUACUUCAGACGUUAUACUUUGCUGACAGGGAAAGGACCGAGGAAUCAAUCUGUAAACUUCUUGUUGGGUUGAAUUACAUAUGCCGGUAUGAGCAUCAACAGAACGCGCUAUUGGAUUGUGCCAGCAGUUUUGAUUUCGAAGAGUGCAUGGAGUGGCAAUUGCAAUGUGGAGAUUCUUUUCUCAAUUGA